This is a messenger RNA of Lepidothrix coronata (blue-crowned manakin), 2469 nucleotides long. RefSeq names its product zinc finger protein 239-like. The transcript has a single exon. Gene Ontology annotation, biological process: negative regulation of transcription by RNA polymerase II. Bases 87 to 1223 code for a protein of 378 amino acids. Gene Ontology annotation, cellular component: nucleus. The record is from RefSeq and is a predicted model, not a curated record. Lineage: Eukaryota; Metazoa; Chordata; Aves; Passeriformes; Pipridae. Gene Ontology annotation, molecular function: DNA-binding transcription activator activity, RNA polymerase II-specific; DNA-binding transcription repressor activity, RNA polymerase II-specific; RNA polymerase II cis-regulatory region sequence-specific DNA binding.
AGGAAGAUGCCUUGCGCCCCCCAGGUAGGUGAGGAGGAAGUCAGUGUCCCUUUGGGCGGGUGUUGUGCUGGCUCUGUCAGCCAAGCAUGGCCCCGGCUGCAGGACAACCCCGCUGCCACCGCCGUCCUGCCGGGGCCGGAGUUGGGGGGAUGUCCUUGGGCUUCCCUGUGGGCCGGAGGCAAAUCCCCUCCCUGUCCUUGUUGCUUCCUGCCCCAGGCCCCGAACUGAGGACAGAGAGCGCGGAGGACAAAUCCCCCCGUGAGACCCUGGUGGGAGAGGCCGUUUUGAAGGGCUCCCCAGCACAGGAAGGCAGCGGGGAGGAAAAGGGCCGGAGAUCCCCCCACAGGAGGGGCUCCAAAGCCAGCCCAGGGUGCUCUGAGGAGGAAAGAGCCAGCCUGAGCCGGGAAGGCGGCCGGAGCUUGAGGCAGAGCUCUGAGCUGGUGGUCCCUGAGCAGCCUCCCAGCAGGGAGAAGCCCUUCAGGUGCCUGGAAUGUGGGAAGAGCUUCAGGAAGAGCUGGAGCCUCCUCACCCACCAGCACAUCCACACUGGGGAACGGCCCUACACCUGUGGGGAAUGUGGGAAGAGCUUCAACCGGAGCUCCAGCCUGAUCCGACACAAGCGCAUCCACACUGGGGAACGGCCCUACAAGUGUGGGGAAUGUGGGAAGAACUUCAACUGCAGGUCCAGCCUACGCAAGCACUGUCGUAUCCACAAUGGGGCACUGCCCUACGCGUGUCAGGAAUGUGGGAAGAGCUUCAGGCACAGCUCCACCCUCCACAACCACCAGCGCAUCCACACCGGGGAGCAGCCCUACAGCUGUGGGGAGUGUGGGAAGAGUUUCAGGAACAGCAACAGCCUCUGCAUCCACCAGCGCAUCCACACUGGGGAACUGCCCUACACGUGUGGAGAGUGUGGGAAGGGUUUCAGGCACAGCUCCGCCCUCCUCACCCACCGGCGCAUCCACACUGGGGAACGGCCCUACAAGUGCUUGGAAUGUGGGAAGAGGUUUCAGACCAGCUCAAAUCUCCUCCUGCACCAUCGGACGCACACGGAUGAGAGGCCCUUCCGCUGCACUGACUGUGGGAAGGGCUUCAAGCAGAGCUCCACCCUUGUCACCCACCGGCGCAUCCACAGCGGGGAGAGGCCCUACAAGUGUGGGGAGUGUGGGAAGAGCUUUGCCCACAGCUCUGCCUUAACCUCACACCAACAGACCCACCGUUAAAAGAAGCGCUACGAGUGGCCCGACCCCCAUUGGAUGAUCCAUAGGAACUCAUUUUGGGCACAGACCUGGUGACCCACGUUCCAGGUGAUCCAUGCUGGGCACAGACCUGAUGACCCCUGUGUCCAGCCCUUGUCCCGACCCCCCUGACAGCGAGAGUGACCCAGGGUCUUGUAACUGAUCCCUUGGGGAAGAUUACAGUUAGUUUAUCUAUCUAUCUAUCUAUAUAUGUAGGGUUCACUUUAGAUCAGUUUUGUUUCCCUGUAGAGUAGGUUUGGGGCAGUUUUGGCUCCUGUCUAUAGUGAUAUAAAACCAUAAAAAUAACACUUCCUCUCUCUGGCUCCAAGCCCAGCCUGUCCCUUCCAGGGGUGGAUGUUCCCCCCCCUUCCCCGGGUGGUUCCUUUGCCCCGGGCAGCAAAGCCCCCGCUGCUUCUGCAACUGGAGAGUGUUGGAGCCGUGGACCAUUAACAUUCCAGUCUCUCCCAGCUCUGCACCCCAAAAGUCGAGUGGGAUCAAUGUGUCCCCUCAAAGUGACUCAAUCCCGUAGCAGUUCAUAUUCCAGGAAGAAUGCCAAAGGGCAUCCUGGGACUUGUAGUCCUUCUGUCUCUGUCGCACGUGCGCAGUGAAGUGCUCGGAUGGGAGUGCUUGAGGAGGUCCCAUGUCACCGUUUGAAGUGUCUGUAUAAGCUUGUGUUGAUCUUAAUAAAGCUAAUUGGGUUACUGCACCCCCAUGUCGACUGGGUUCGUGCAAGACAAAUGCUCUAAAUGGCCGCCCCAAUCGGGACAUUCAACAGGCGUCGGUAACCAGAGGCCAAAGGCCUUGGGACAUCUUGCCAUGGCAUCCGUCCUGAUGGAAUUCCAAGGAAAAAGGAAGAGCUCCUCGACAAAUCGUGCGCAUCAGUCACCUCUGCAGAAACAGGACAAAAAGGGAAAAAGGACAAAAAAAGACAAAAGAAGAAAAAUCCGACUUCAGCAAACAAGAGGUGACCUAUUAGGAUGGGAGGGAUGUAUUCCCACGAGGGGAGGUGUUCCCCAAAAACUAAAGCAAAAGCUGAAGCUAUCAGCCAAUUUUUAAAAAUACUGGACAAAGACGUAGCAGAAAAUAAACCGUUGGUGCUCUUAAAUUGGAUCGUCACAAAUGAACUGGGACUUCCAUUGAUGCCUUAUGACCCUUUUAGUUUCUUAUUUUUCUAAUUUUAUAAACUUUAUAAGUAAUUAUAAGUAGUAGAAGUAGAUUUUAGAAGUAGCUU